This is a messenger RNA of Cordyceps militaris CM01, 1734 nucleotides long. RefSeq names its product 6-phosphogluconate dehydrogenase 2. Lineage: Eukaryota; Fungi; Ascomycota; Sordariomycetes; Hypocreales; Cordycipitaceae. The transcript is spliced from 5 exons. The coding region runs from base 1 to 1734 and encodes 577 amino acids. Gene Ontology annotation, molecular function: oxidoreductase activity, acting on the CH-OH group of donors, NAD or NADP as acceptor; NADP binding. Gene Ontology annotation, biological process: intracellular sterol transport. The record is from RefSeq and is a predicted model, not a curated record.
AUGCCCAUCUGCAUCGAGUGCCGGCAUCCGGUUAAGACGCUAUGGACGCAGUACUCAGGCGCGGGCGACAAGGCGAGCGGCCACAACAUUCGGCUGACCGUCUGCCGCAAAUGCGGGCGGUUCUGCGACAAGUACGUUGAGCACGACUUUGUCGUCCUCUUCAUCGACCUGGUCCUCAUCAAGCCCCAGCCUUCAAUUGUACGGCUCGGCAUCUUGCUACUGCUAUUCGAUGUCUACCUCACAUGGGCGCGCAUUGAGAACCAAGGCCUGCCGGGCGAGACGCCUGGCGAGAGAAACGAGAGCAGCCUGGGGCAGCUCGCGCAGCAGCCCAUUGUGAUCCAAUACUUCUUCUUCCUGAUGCUCUGCACGCUCUCGACCCUCGCCUUUCACGCCGUUAUCCGCUUCCUCGUUGCGUCUUCGCUAUCGCCGCUGGUCGCACUCGGCGUGCUGCCGCGCUACCGGCGACCGAACUCGGUAUCGACGGCGCUACUCGUGUCCUCGUCGACGAAGCUGUUCCCGAUCCUGCUCGUAAUCUGGGACUAUGACGUGCCGGCGGCCGCCACGUCGCUCGGGUGGGCUGUCGUCGCCAACAAUGUUGAGGCGCUGCGCAUCCUGCUCGACUGCCGCUACUACGUCGCCUGCCUACUUGCGCUGAUCGGCGCCGCCACACGCUGGUCCGUCGCGCGCCUCGUGCUGGUCGCGGUCGGGCUCAACGGCACCGACUCCAUGUCCGUCGACGCGAGCAUGGCCACGGACGCGAAGGCCCUCUGGGGAGCGGUCACAUUACAUCAAGCAAAGAGCAGAUCAACAAUGGCACCGACACUACUAUGGAUCGGUCUUGGCAACAUGGGUCGUGCCAUGUGCAAGAACAUUGUCGACAAGGGCAAUCUUGACGCCCCGCUACUCAUCUACAACCGCUCCAAGCAACGCGCCGUCGACUUGAGCCAGAAGCUUCCCGGCGGCAAGACAGAAGUGGUCGAGUCGCUUGUCGACGCCGUCGCCAAGGUCGACAUCAUCUUCACCUGCGUCGCCAACGACGAGGCCGUGAGCGAGGUCAUUGCCGCAGCGCUGCAGGCCGAUAUCAAAGGCAAGCUGUUCAUCGAGUGCUCCACCAUCCACCCGGACGCGACGCAGGCGACGGCAGACAAGCUCCUCGCGCAGGGCGCCGAGUUUGUCGCGGCGCCCGUGUUUGGCGCGCCGGCGGCGGCCGAGGCCGGGCAGCUGAUCGCGGUGCUCGCGGGCCCGUCGGCCAGCGUGGACCGCGCGCGGCCGUGGUUCAAGGGCGUGACGGCGCGGGCCGAGAUUGACCUGACGGGGGCGCCGUACGGCAAGGCGACGACGCUCAAGGUCAUUGGCAACACGUUUGUGCUCAACAUGGUCGAGCAGCUGGCCGAGGCGCACGUGCUGGCCGAGACGUCGGGCUUGGGCACGCAGCCCAUCCACGCGCUCGUCGAGGCGCUCUUCCCGGGCCCGUACGCGGCGUACAGCACGCGCAUGCUCUCGGGCGACUACCACACGCGCGCGGAGCCCCUAUGGGCCGUGGACCUCGCCCGCAAGGACGCCCGGCACGCCAAGGCCCUGGCGGCGGCGGCGGGCACGAGGGUGCAGAAUGUCGAGACGGCCGACGCGCACUUGGCGAGCCUCCGGGAACAUGCGGGCCCGUCGGGCGACAUUGCGGCCAUCUAUGGCGUGGUACGUAAGAAGGCUGGCUUGAACUUUAAGAAUGAUGUGUGA